AACAGUUCUUAGAGGGACAAUCCGUAUGUUGAUAUUUGAGUUUCGAAAUUAAUUUCAUUAUUCGUAAGUAAUGGGGCGACAGAAGAAAAUUCCUGAUGGUUGGCUUGAUUACUACCCAAUUAAAGAUAUAGUUUAUGAUGCUCGUAUUGUACCAUUUAAAUGUCCUCUUCCUGAAAGAUUAUUCCAAAAUAGCAGCAUUGUUUCUUAUAAAUGGACUCCAUCUGAUGUAAUGCAACGUGUGCCUAACUUAGGUAUGGUUAUUGACUUAACGUUUAAAUUUCCUGCUUAUUAUAAUCCGCAAGAAUUUUUAGAUUGUGGUGUGCAAUACAAAAAAAUAGGUUGUGUCGGCCAUGAUGUGCCUAAAGAAGAAAAUUUUUUCGAAUUGUUAGAUACUGUUGAAUCAUUCAUGAUAUCGAAUGCGAGAAAUGAUCUAGUUAUCGGAUUGCAUUGUACUCAUGGUGUGAAUCGGACAGGCUAUAUGCUUUGUCGCUUAUUGGUAGAACGACUUCGUUAUACACCUGGGCAAGCUUUGGAAGCAUUUGCUUGUUCUAGAGGUUAUCCUCUAGAACGCGAAAACUAUAGAGAAGCGAUAUAUAAUCUUCAACCCAGGUAGAGUUAAGGAAAAUGCAUAAUUAUUGAUUAUUCUGAGCAUCAAAACCUAAAAAUUUUGAAUAUGCAUAAAUAUACUGUGUUAAACUUUUAUAUGUAAUACAAUUGAUUGCAAAAAAAAAAAAA
Messenger RNA from Stegodyphus dumicola, 735 nucleotides. RefSeq names its product RNA/RNP complex-1-interacting phosphatase. The record is from RefSeq and is a predicted model, not a curated record. Gene Ontology annotation, molecular function: polynucleotide 5'-phosphatase activity. Gene Ontology annotation, biological process: dephosphorylation. NCBI's taxonomy places the organism in Eukaryota, Metazoa, Arthropoda, Arachnida, Araneae, Eresidae.